This is a messenger RNA of Pyrus x bretschneideri (Chinese white pear), 1994 nucleotides long. RefSeq names its product peroxidase 65-like. The transcript has a single exon. Gene Ontology annotation, biological process: hydrogen peroxide catabolic process; response to oxidative stress. NCBI's taxonomy places the organism in Eukaryota, Viridiplantae, Streptophyta, Magnoliopsida, Rosales, Rosaceae. The coding region runs from base 496 to 1497 and encodes 333 amino acids. Gene Ontology annotation, molecular function: heme binding; peroxidase activity. The record is from RefSeq and is a predicted model, not a curated record.
UAUCUUGUACAAAGAAUUUCUGUUGCAAAUCAACAUUGAUAUAAUCAUUCAGUUAAGAUGGUAUAAAUACAAAAUGUAAAUCUCACAUUCGUUUUAUUAAAGAGUUAAAAGGAAAACGUGGUCCAAAUAACAAUUCCGCUUUGUCAAACAAAUUCUUGGGCCUAUAGAACUAUAAUCAUGGUCCUAUAGACCUACAAUCAUGGUGCACUAAAAAUGGGGACUCACUGCGAAAAUAGAUGGAGUAGAAAAUCAUGCCCCCUCGCAAGUCCAACUCAAAUCCAUGCACAUAGAACAGGGUCGACCGCAUGCAUGCACAGCCGUCCCUUCCCCUGUAAUUCCUCUCUUCCACAGAAAACAAUUCGCAACACUCUCAUACCUUCUUCUCCCCACCCUCCAUUCCCCACCCCGCACAAACACAAGAAGGAAACCCAACAUACAUUCCCCCCAUUGAUUCCUGCACUUCUCCAUCUCCAACAUCCCUCUCACUAACUAACCAUGGCAUUCCAUUCCCAUUCCCUUUUCUCCCUUCUCACCCUAGUAUUUCUCAUUCCCACCCUAACAGCGACCCAUGCCCAACUCUCCGAAAACUAUUACGAGCAAACAUGCCCCAAAUUCCACGAAACCGUCCACCAUGUCGUCAUCGAAAAGCAAAUGGCCACCCCCACUACUGCCGCUGCCGUCCUUCGCCUCUUCUUCCACGACUGCGUCCUUGAAGGCUGCGAUGCCUCCCUCCUGAUCGCCUCCAACUCCUUCAACAAGGCGGAGAAGGACGCCGAGAUCAACGCCGCCAUCCCCGGCGACGGCUUUGACAUGAUCACCCGUAUCAAGACCGCCCUGGAGCUCCAGUGCCCCGGCAUUGUCUCCUGCUCCGACAUCCUCGCCGCCGCCACCCGCAACCUUAUCAACAUGGUCGGGGGACCCCACUACACCCUCCUAUUCGGCCGCAAGGACGGUCUCAUCUCCCGGGCCGAUCGCACGGAGGGGCACUACGCCAAGGCCAGCAUGACCGUCUCCGAGCUCAUCAACCUCUUCGCCUCCAUCAACCUCUCUGUCCAGGACCUCGUCGCCCUAAGCGGGGCCCACACCAUCGGCUUCUCCCACUGCAGCGAGUUCGCCAACCGCAUCUUCAAAUUCAGUCCGACGUCGGAGAUUGACCCCGCCCUCAACCGCAACUACGCGGAGGGGCUGAGGAAGCUAUGCGCCAAUCACACGACCAACCCCGGGAUGUCGGCGUUCAACGACGUCAUGACCCCGGGGAAGUUCGACAACUUGUAUUUCCAAAACUUGCAAAGGGGGCUAGGGUUACUGGCGACAGACCACGCCCUGGGGACGGAUCCUCGUACGAAGCCGUUCGUGGAUCUCUAUGCCACCAACCAGGCAAAGUUUUUCGAGGAUUUCGUCCAGGCAAUACAGAGGGUCAGCUUGAUGAACGUGAAAACUGGGAACCAGGGCGAGGUCCGCCGCCGAUGCGACGCCUUCAACAACCUCAAGACUUGAACAAGAAGAAAAGAAAACCUUCAGCUUAAUUUGAGCUCACCUAUUGCUGUUGUAACCAAUGUAAUUUUUUUUUUUUUUUUUUUUUGGGUAGAGUUUACAAAUACGAAAAUGUUGUGUCUCCCAGGCAUGUACCUGCAAAUUUUGCAAGCAAUUAAGCGUAUCUUAUGAAAUUACAAGCUUACAAAUUCAUAAACAAAAAGAAAACUACUUCUAAUGUAAUGUCUGUUUCGUGUGGCGAAAUCGCGGGUACAACAAAAUAAACUUAGCAAAGAACAGUUGGGCGCUUGUGCAGAAGCAAAUACAAUCCUGCCAUACUUUUUCAUUCCUUAAUCCAAAAUGACUAGUACCCACGCAACGAGUUCAUCGAACAAAUUGUGCCAAUUUACAUGUGUGAUUUGAUGACAAUGCCGACGCAAAAGGAACAGGAUAAAUAACAAGCGCAUUAAGAAAAAAAAAAAAAAAAAAUUAAAGAAUUUUACAUUAACAAUGAGCUGCCG